Messenger RNA from Arabidopsis thaliana (thale cress), 2415 nucleotides. It is a transcript of the gene SPPL2, whose product is annotated as SIGNAL PEPTIDE PEPTIDASE-LIKE 2. The record is from RefSeq and is marked reviewed. Gene Ontology annotation, molecular function: aspartic endopeptidase activity, intramembrane cleaving. The coding region runs from base 479 to 2101 and encodes 540 amino acids. The transcript is spliced from 14 exons. Lineage: Eukaryota; Viridiplantae; Streptophyta; Magnoliopsida; Brassicales; Brassicaceae. Gene Ontology annotation, cellular component: membrane; endosome; endosome membrane.
CUCCACCAAAACCAAUCUAAUCAAAAUAUAAAACCAAAUAAAUAAUAAUUUGCUUAGAGAUAGAAAACAUGUUAUGUCCGAGGAAAUUGUCCUAAAUGUCGCAACAAACGUCAAUUCAUUAAUCGUUUUGUUUAAUACAAAUUUCGACAAGAUUGUGAUAGAUCCAGAACCAGUUUAGCUAAACCGGUUGAAUCAGAAGAAACGCCAAAACCCGGUCCAAUAGCUCGACCUAACGCCGUCGUUUUCAAAGUUCCUUCACUCUACUUCCUUCUCGCUUACGUCACUUUCCACAGAUCCAACAAUGAUAUCAGAUAAAAUUAAAAUAUUCCCAAUAUAUUUUCUAAGAAUAUCUCCCUAUUUAUUUUUAUUUAUUUAAACUAUUUUAAUCUCUUCCGUGUUUCACUCUUCUCUCUCUCUCGCUUCUCUUCAUUGUUUGUGUGUGAUUACAGCGAAGAAGAGAGAAUCCUUGGAGCAUUCCAUGGAUUCGCUUCGAUUUCUCCGGAUUCUUCUUCUAUCAUCUUCGAUUUUACUCUUAUCUCUCCGUUCUACAGUCACCGCCGGUGAUAUUGUUCAUCAAGACAAUUUAGCUCCGAAGAAACCAGGUUGCGAGAAUGACUUCGUUUUGGUGAAAGUUCAAACGUGGAUUGAUGGUGUUGAGAAUGAGGAGUUUGUGGGGGUUGGCGCUAGAUUUGGGAAGCGGAUAGUUUCCAAGGAGAAGAAUGCAAACCAGACUCACCUUGUUUUUGCAAAUCCUCGUGAUUCUUGUACACCGCUCAAGAACAAGCUUUCUGGAGAUGUUGUUAUUGUGGAACGGGGCAACUGUCGGUUCACAGCAAAGGCGAAUAAUGCAGAAGCUGCUGGUGCCUCUGCUCUGCUCAUCAUCAAUAAUCAGAAAGAACUUUACAAAAUGGUUUGUGAACCGGAUGAAACUGAUUUAGAUAUACAGAUUCCUGCCGUCAUGCUCCCGCAAGAUGCUGGUGCAUCCUUGCAAAAGAUGCUAGCCAACAGUUCUAAAGUGUCGGCGCAGCUUUACUCCCCAAGACGACCAGCUGUUGACGUAGCUGAAGUCUUUUUGUGGUUAAUGGCAAUUGGUACCAUUUUAUGUGCAUCUUAUUGGUCUGCAUGGAGUGCCCGAGAAGCAGCUAUUGAACAUGAUAAGCUACUGAAGGAUGCUAUAGAUGAAAUCCCUAACACAAAUGAUGGGGGUAGUGGUGUUGUAGAGAUCAAUUCUAUUUCAGCUAUUUUUUUCGUAGUUCUUGCUUCGGGAUUCCUGGUGAUUCUUUACAAGCUUAUGUCUUAUUGGUUUGUGGAGCUUCUUGUGGUCGUUUUCUGCAUUGGUGGUGUUGAGGGUUUGCAAACUUGCCUCGUCGCGUUACUAUCAAGAUGGUUCCAACGUGCUGCAGAUACUUAUGUAAAAGUCCCUUUCCUUGGACCUAUCUCUUACCUCACUCUUGCAGUUUCUCCUUUCUGCAUUGUCUUUGCUGUUCUAUGGGCUGUAUACCGAGUUCACUCCUUUGCUUGGAUUGGCCAAGAUGUUCUUGGUAUCGCAUUGAUCAUAACUGUACUACAGAUUGUUCAUGUCCCAAAUCUUAAGGUCGGGACAGUUCUUCUCAGCUGUGCCUUCUUGUACGAUAUCUUCUGGGUGUUUGUCUCCAAGAAGUUGUUCCACGAAAGCGUAAUGAUUGUCGUAGCUCGAGGUGAUAAGAGUGGAGAAGAUGGCAUCCCGAUGCUACUGAAGAUUCCGCGGAUGUUCGAUCCGUGGGGAGGCUACAGCAUUAUUGGAUUUGGUGAUAUUCUUUUGCCCGGUUUGCUAAUCGCAUUUGCUCUCAGAUAUGACUGGCUAGCUAACAAGACUCUUAGAACCGGCUAUUUUAUAUGGGCAAUGGUUGCCUAUGGAUUAGGUCUUUUAAUUACUUACGUGGCUUUGAACCUAAUGGAUGGACACGGCCAACCAGCAUUGCUAUACAUUGUCCCUUUCACACUUGGAACCAUGUUAACGCUGGCUCGAAAAAGAGACGAUCUUUGGAUUCUAUGGACCAAAGGAGAACCAGAAAGAGCUUGUCCUCACCAUGUCCGGCUUGAACAGUGUUCUGAGAAAUGAGACGACCUGACCAAAAAAUGCAACACUGAGAUAUUUACAGAGAAAAAAAAAAAAGGCUUUGGGGGUUGUAACGUAAGUUGUAAGAUUAAUUUUCUCUUCAAAUCCUUUUUUUAAUCUUAAGUUGUUUAUGUUACUUACUUACAUCAUCAUUAUUGAAGAAGAAUCCAUGAUCGUCGUUCUUUGUCUAUAUAUGGUUUGUUUCUUUUGUAAGAAAGUGUUAAAUGUGUAUAAAACGUAGACAACUUUCUAAGCUCUCAUAAUUAAUUGUGUGGACGAUUUUGUAAUUUAAAUAAUAAUAUAUAUUCUUUUUCAUU